Messenger RNA from Ilyonectria robusta, 318 nucleotides. RefSeq lists its product as uncharacterized. Bases 1 to 318 code for a protein of 105 amino acids. NCBI's taxonomy places the organism in Eukaryota, Fungi, Ascomycota, Sordariomycetes, Hypocreales, Nectriaceae. The transcript has a single exon. The record is from RefSeq and is a predicted model, not a curated record.
AUGCCUACCAAACGCUCAGUGAGGCUCCCUUCAGCUCCAGGACUCGUAGCAAUGGGGGUUAGCUCCGUAUUUCUGCGAGACGGGAUUCCGAUCUCCUUGCUGGACCGCGCAAUGAACGAUGUCCCCUUGCUGGGACCGGCUCAACGCUGGGACUCGAGUGGCUCGGAUCCAUCCACUCGGAUCAUUGGCAGGUUGUCUGUUAAGAACACUGGUGCUGUGCCAUCCUGGACAGGCGGAUUCUGGGUUCGGAAUUCCUGCUGGUGGAUGUUCCCGUAUGCCCUGAGGAACAGCGUAGCUUCAUACCCAGCGAAGACGUGA